CACUAUGGCCAAAGAACAAUUUUCCCCAACAAAAGGCCGUGCUUAAAACAUCAACAGAAAGAGAGGAUUGGGAAAUAGGCUUCAGUGCUGCAUAUAUUUUACCAAAAAUUCAAAGCAUCACUAAAACUACGGCUGAAUUCAAAUCUGAAUUAAAUAAAGCAAUGGCAAUAGCAAAAGUUGCUAAAAAUCAAUUAGAAGAUGAAAUUACGCAAGAAUUAGAAAUAAGUCCACAAUAUAAUAAAGAGUACCUUCCUAGACUAUGGAGAAUUACUGGAAAAAUUAGUUUUAAUGGGUUUAAUUCGUAUUACUUAAAGAAUCUUGCACAAAAUUCUAAAGAUUUCCCAUUCUUAAAUGUUUAUUUCAAGCAUGAAAAGAAUUUAUCACAAUUAAAACACCUUUAUCCAAUUAUCAAAUUC
This is a messenger RNA of Dentiscutata erythropus, 416 nucleotides long. The record is from the annotation of a GenBank genome assembly. Lineage: Eukaryota; Fungi; Glomeromycota; Glomeromycetes; Diversisporales; Gigasporaceae.